AUGCGGGGUUGGCUCUUGGCCACGAGGGUGUUGACUUGCUUGAAUAGUCUGGGAGUUCCUAAAGUCGGGAGAUCAAAGGUCGAGUCCUCGUCUGCAACUCCUCUGGGAUAUAUUGCACCUCCGAUCGUUGUGUUUCUAUUCCUCCUUGUCUGGGCCGUGAUCACCAUAAGAUAUCGAAGCCACAGACGGGAGGCAGAAACAAGGCGUCUCUACUUCCUGGGAAGGACAAUACUAGCUGAUGUCGAUAUCAACAGACAGUUCCCCCUUGCCAAGCUCAGUAUCUGGAGGGCGCUGCACCGAGGAAAGCAAGCACUUGGGGCAGAGAGCGACGUCCCGGAUCCGAUCCUGUGCUCUAUUUGCAUGGAACAGCUCAGGGAUGAUGAGGACGUCCGGCCGCUUCCUUGCGAGCAUAUUUUCCAUCCAGAGUGCGUGGAUCCGUGGCUGACGAGAUAUCAUACCUCGUGUCCUUUGUGCAGAGUCAGCUUGGUAGAAGAUGACGGCAAGUUGGAUCUAGAGGAUGGGAGGCCACCUCGGCUCUUGACUCUGCCUAUGCCUCCCCAGCCGGCGUUGAUCGGUUUUGCAGGGCGAUUCGGGUGGUCAGUCUUUCUCUCUUUGCGUGAUUUCAUGUGUCCUGUAAUUGCGGUUUGCUUAGCAGCAGAUGGGUCUAUUCGUGGUAUUGCGACAGGCGUCACAGAAUGA
This is a messenger RNA of Aspergillus fumigatus Af293, 699 nucleotides long. RefSeq names its product putative RING finger protein. NCBI's taxonomy places the organism in Eukaryota, Fungi, Ascomycota, Eurotiomycetes, Eurotiales, Aspergillaceae. The coding region runs from base 1 to 699 and encodes 232 amino acids. The record is from RefSeq and is a predicted model, not a curated record. The transcript has 4 exons.